CAUAAACGGUGAAGUAAAUGGCUUUGAGUCUACCUCCUGAGUUCUCAAGAUCCCACACACCUCUUGCGGAUAUAGAAGGUCACCACCGGAAGAAGGUCAUAAAAGUUACAUUCAAGAUGGCGACCCCCUUGUGCCAGUGUUAUCAGAUAUGUGUAAGAAGAGGCUUGGUGGCAUUCCCUUCCUCUUACCUGCUUCUUCACAACAGACCCAAUGUCCACAGGAUACGUGGGUUCCUCGCAUGCUCUUCACAGGUGCCUCACUCCCGUCCUCUGCAGGUAAGGUAUUUGUCAGGAGAGAGAGGCAGUGGCAGAAAAGGUUUCCUGGGUGAGUUUAUUGACAACUUGAAGCAGGAGUUAAAUAAGAACAAAGAAAUGAAAGAAAACAUAAAGAAGUUCCGAGAAGAGGCCAAAAAACUGGAGGAGUCAGACGCAUUGAAACAAGCCAGAAGGAAAUAUAAAACUAUAGAGUCUGAAACAGCGAAGACCUCUGAGGUUCUCAGGAAGAAGUUGGAAAACAUCUCUGAAACAGUUAAAGAGGGGAUAGAGGAGGUCAGUCGUACAGAAAUUGGAAAGAAAAUCAAGGAGGGAAUGGAGGAAGCAGCCAAAACAGCUAAGACUUCAGCUGAGAACGUCUCUAAGAGUGGAGAGAUGUUGGGGAAGACCGGUGCAUUCAAAGCAAUAUCACAGGGCAUGGAGAGUGUGAAGAAAGAGAUUGGUGACCUGGGUUAUACUGGGCCUUAUCGACCUCCUGCCAGACUCAGGAAGAGGAGUGAGUUCUCUUCCAAGGGGGCAGGGGAUGAUAACAAGGUCUUCGAAGCCAACGAGGAAGCUAUGGGUGUGGUGCUACACAAAGACUCAAAAUGGUACCAGCAGUGGAAGGACUUCAAAGACAACAAUGUGGUCUUCAACAGGUUCUUUGAGAUGAAGAUGAAGUAUGAUGAGAGUGACAACGCCUUCAUCAGAGCAUCUCGUGCUGUCACCGACAAGAUGACUGACCUCAUAGGUGGGCUGUUUUCUAAGACAGAGAUGUCUGAAGUGCUGACUGAGAUUUUGAAGGUGGACCCAUCCUUUGACAAAGAUUCUUUCCUCAAGCAGUGUGAACGAGAUAUCAUCCCCAAUAUACUGGAGGCCAUGAUCAGGGGGGAGCUGGAAGUAUUGAAGGACUGGUGUUAUGAAGCGACAUACAGCCAGCUGGCACACCCAAUCCAGCAAGCCAAGGCCAUGGGACUUCAGUUCCAUUCUAAGAUCCUGGACAUUGACAACAUUGAUAUGGCCAUGGGGAAGAUGAUGGAACAGGGUCCAGUGCUGAUUAUCACCUUCCAGGCUCAGUUGGUCAUGGUGAUCCGAAACACCAAAGGAGAGGUGGUGGAGGGAGACCCUGAAAAAGUGCUCAGGAUGAUGUACGUGUGGGCUCUGUGUCGAGACCAGGAGGAACUCAACCCAUAUGCUGCCUGGAGACUACUUGACAUCUCUGCUUCUAGCACUGAACAGAUCCUCUAAGACUGUUUGAUAUGCACAUAACACUCUUCAGCCUGGGAGAGAACAUCCAGUUCCUGAAGAGGUCCACUGGAGCUGGCUAGGAAGAAGAAGGACUGGAGGAAGGCACGUUGAGAUGAUGGGACUGGCAAGUGGGACAUGGGCUCACUUCACAACACAAUCAUUGUGGAGCAGUGUUGCUAAACGCUAGGUGCUUCACGUUGUUUUUUUACUUCACUGGCUUUGGAUCCAGUCACUGCAAUCUCUGUUUUUUUCCCGUGAAGUCCUGACAAUUGUUUCAAACCAUUCCCCUGGCUCACACUAGGGGGCAGUAGAUCACCAACAACUCUCAUCCAUUGUAGUGUCUGCAGUGCCUUAAAGGCUGUCCAUGUACUGUAUGUUGACAUUUAAGGGAUAAAUUAAGUUUUUUAAACACGGUACAGCUCUCAUGAAUUGGGGAAAAGAUGUGGAAGUCAAGGGAGGUGAUUUGUAAUCCAAGUCCUUGACCAUCAAUUCGAUGUUGGUAUCUCAACAAUCUGCGACCUCUCUGCCGCCUUCCUCUGUCCCAUGAGGCCCUCAUGCUCACUCUCUUCCUCUCUGAGGUGUAGACAUCCUGGUGGUUGGUGGUUUUGUGGCCAAUCAGAGGGCUCCUAGAUCUUAAUUGUAUGAUAAUCAUCCAGUGUAAUUGUUAAACCUGUGAGAAAGUAUAUAUUUAUUAUGAAAAAUAAAGAUGACCCCUGUUUUUCACCCUA
Molecule: messenger RNA, 2227 nt
Organism: Scatophagus argus
Lineage: Eukaryota; Metazoa; Chordata; Actinopteri; Scatophagidae
Gene: timm44
Product: translocase of inner mitochondrial membrane 44 homolog (yeast)
Exons: 13
Coding region: 18-1499 (493 amino acids)
Biological process (GO): protein import into mitochondrial matrix
Cellular component (GO): mitochondrial inner membrane
Molecular function (GO): protein-folding chaperone binding
Source: RefSeq, a predicted model, not a curated record